Gryllus bimaculatus (two-spotted cricket) is the source of this 393-nucleotide messenger RNA. The record is from the annotation of a GenBank genome assembly. Lineage: Eukaryota; Metazoa; Arthropoda; Insecta; Orthoptera; Gryllidae.
GAAAGUGCCUCUAGUAUUUUCGCGGGUAAUGUGUUCCAAUCCAUUACAGUGCGAUUCCGGAGUAUCUCUUGGCCUCUUCGGGGAACGCCUGCCCACUUGACCGCGCGGCCUUUCGGUGCCCUUGCAGAUGCUGGCUGCGCAAGGGUCGGUGGCCUCCAGAAGGACCUGGGGCAAGGGAGAGGAGAGCCCUUCGUCGCCCGAGUCACUCCUGUAGGCCCUUUUCAUCGAAGCCCUCGCCAUCGCCGACGCCUCGCCAGGAACAAAGAGCUUUCUUUGUGGCGCGAGCGAGGCCUCCUGCGAUUUCGGGUCGCCGUCAAUUUAAAGGUUUGUCGUAGAUACCCCAACUUAACGGACGACAACAAUUCAGAAAUGGAUGCGUCAAGCGGUGACUGA